AUGACGAGGGAGAUCCAGUACGUGGCUACGGCGGCAAGGGGAUCAGAGGGCCGAUCGAUGGUCGAAGAGGGAUGUGAGCAGCGGUGGAGGUGGGCGGUGGUGGCGAUCGUAGGGUCGGUGGAGUUGGCUGGAGAGGCAUAUGAGAACUCCAGGAUCUACAAGGAAAAGACCAAAGCUGCACACGACAAAUUGAUUGCCAAGAAGGAGUUCAACGUUGGCAAUAAAGUCCUCCUCUACAAUUCACGCCUAAAGUUGAUGCCUGGUAAGUUGCGUUUUAGAUGGGUUGGUCCUUUUGUGGUUACUCAUGUUUCUCCCUAUGGUGUAGUUGAGAUCAUGGACGGGUCGACUACGAAGAAAUUCACAAUUAAUGGGCAGAGGCUUAAACAUUUCUACGAGGGCUUUACAGAACACACAGUGGAGGAGCUAUCUCUCUUGGACCUUCCUCCAACUUGA
Molecule: messenger RNA, 453 nt
Organism: Diospyros lotus (date-plum)
Lineage: Eukaryota; Viridiplantae; Streptophyta; Magnoliopsida; Ericales; Ebenaceae
Exons: 2
Coding region: 1-453 (150 amino acids)
Source: RefSeq, a predicted model, not a curated record